AUAUGUAUAUUACUAUAUAUGUAUAUGUAUAUUACUAUUACUAGUAGGCGCCGCAGCGUUUCUUCAACUUCACUUUACACUUUUUUAUUCGACAUCCUUUUUUGUAGAUAAUUGAAGCUAACGACACUUUACCGUUGUAUGCGGAUCGGUGAAAGAUAGGAAUGAAACGUAUAAACGCGCGUGGCGCGAUGACGCGCCCGUCAUGUGUGCGACUAUCUUCCGAUUAAAAAAUCUCUGUCCGUUAGUAGAUUUCCGCACGACGAAAUCACCAAAUUAGCUGUAUCAAAUAGCAUGUCGUAAGCGUUUAUGCACGUCACACUCUACCGAUUACACGUCCGUUCGACGCUUUUCGUCUUGCGAAAACGCAAUAAAAUUUUGGCAACAAAGAUAACUUUCCUAAUAACAUUGAUAUUUUCCUCGUCGAUUUCACAAGAUGCGCAUUAGAAUAAAAAAGAAGUAGGAAUCUCAGGGAUCAUACGCGGUAUCAGCCUGCCACUUAUCUUACAUCAUAUUGUGAAAGAAUCAGAAAUAGAGCAAGUAGUAGUUGUAAAGUCAGCUGUUAUUAAUCCCUUGUCAAGGUUUCUGGCUCCGUUUGCGGGGAUCUUUAUCAAAAUGUCAACAGUGUGCAUGACACAAAACCGGUGAGAAUUAGUAGCGUAAUUAAAAGGAUUUCCUCACUGGAAUUUUUACAACGAGGUUUUAAGGACGUGGGGACGAUAAGAUUACGCGCAGCUGAUACAGGAGUACCGGCAUUGGAACACGCUUGCGAUCGCAAAGCCGCGAGAGCAUAAUAGUCUCGCGUCAGAUUCUCGUUAGUUUCUCGCUUGUAUCUUGUCGACGCGACGCGAGUAGAAUGUCCGACGGAGAGCCUCCGCCGUUUUUUAUUUCGAGACAGAAACCGCGCUUCACAGUGGUGAAGUACCUACCGGUACUCGGCUGGUUACCGCAUUAUACUCGAUUGAAGGCCGUGUCAGACCUGAUAGCGGGCAUUACCCUGGGUCUGACUAUGAUUCCUCAGAGUAUGGCCUACGCGGUAUUGGCUGAACGGACUCCGCAGUAUGGUUUGUACUCUUGUUUUGUGGGCGGUUUCCUAUACGUUAUCUUGGGAACCAUCAAAGAGGUUUCGAUUGGUCCGUCAUCCUUGAUGGCUCUUCUGACGUUGCAGUACACGAGAAACAUGCCGCAGGAUUUUGUAAUACUCUUGUGUUUUCUGGCUGGAUGCGUAGAAUUUUUAAUGGGUGUACUAAAUCUAGGAUUUUUGGUGGACUUUAUAUCAGUUCCAGUCACAUCGGGUUUUAUGUCAGCGGGAGCGGUUAUUAUAAUUAUCGCUCAGAUGCAGGCCCUUCUGGGGUUGAAAUAUAAGUCAGAAAAUAUUAUAGACAAUCUGUACAAAUUAUUUAAGAAUAUUAAUAAGAUCCGGCUGGCCGAUUCCGCACUCGGAAUUUUCUGCUUCAUAUUUCUCCUAGUUUUCAGAAAAUUAAAAGAUAUUGACUAUCCUUGCAUAAGAAACAAGACGGAUGCUCCCAGAAAUGCAAUGAUAAAAAAAAUACUUUGGUACUUCUCCAUUGGUAGGAACGCUCUCAUUGUACUUAUAUCAUCCACAAUAACGUACCAAUUCGAAGCGAAUACAGGAUCCAUUCCGUUUAUACUUUCAGAAAAAAUCGAAGCCGGCCUCCCCAAAGUAUCGUUACCGCCUUUCUCAUCGCAAGUGGGAAAUCAGACUUACACUUUUUUUGACAUGUGCGCUCACUACGGAUUAGGACUAGGGAUACUUCCUGUUAUAGCCGUCUUGGCAAACGUAGCGAUAGCUAAAGUAUUUGCAUUGGGCACUUCAAUUAACGCAACGCAGGAAAUGCUGGCUCUGGGCCUCUCCAACAUAGUGGGCAGUUUUGUGUCAUCGCUUCCAACUACUGGUGCGUUUACCCGAAGUGCAGUCAGCAAUGCCAGUGGAGUGCAAACGCCUAUGGCUGGUCUAUAUUCCGGUACUAUGGUAUUGCUGGCACUGAGCUUUCUAACAUCAUAUUUUUAUUACAUUCCACGAGCGACACUAGCUGCUGUGCUGAUAUCUGCCGUGUUAUCCAUGAUCGAUGUGAAAAUUAUGAAAUUGCUCUGGAAGGGAAGCAAAAUGGAUGCAAUCGCGGCGACAGGAACCUUUAUGAUUUCCGUUUCUUUCGGCAUUGAGAUCGGACUCCUUCUUGGUGUCCUUUUCAACUUGAUCCUUUUCAUUCGACUGUCCGCGAGAUUGACGCUUAAAAUAGUCAAUUGCAAAACUCGUCUAGGAAAUAGAUAUAUGAUGCUAAAACCCGAAAACUGCCUCUAUUAUCCCGCGGUAACUUCCUUCAGCGAAAAAGUCAUGAGUUUAGCUGGAAACGACGUUCCGUUGAUUAUGAAUUGCAAAACAUUCAACAGUCUCGAUUACACUUCAAUCAAGGGUAUUGAAACGUUAUCGAAAAGAUUGAACAGCGAGAAAAAUCAAUUCUGGCUAUUGAAUCUUAAUUCCGACGUCGUGAAAAGUUUCAACAUUCUCGUUGACAACAAAUACCUUCGUCUGAUCGAAAAAGAAGAGAGCAUUGCUGAUGUUCUUUACAACGAUGCUUUAUCUAGUGAAAAUUCUGAAGAUCGGAUCAAUAUUGCUGUGAAAAAAGCAACGGAAAUGAAAAAUCUGAAUCACGGAGAUCUUUUAUAUUCAAAUUCGCGACAAAAGAAUUCCAAAUCCAAUGCCGAAGAAUUGACUUUAAUGUCACCAUCCGAAUGUAAAAUACAACAAUAAUCAAACAAUUCUGUCUUUAAUAUAUAGCCUAUUGAUUCUAAAUAUAACUGGAUGCUAUGUUCCGUAAAGCACAUAAUACGCACGAUGUGUCAUUUUAGGUUUAUUUAACUUUCGAUAAACAACAAGAAUAAAAUGAUACAUUAUGCGCAAUAUAUACGCUUUAUGGAAUCAAGGGAGAAUUAUUUGGAUCGAAGUUAAGUUUUCAAAACAAAGCAUUUAGAUUCUAUACGGUGUCUGUAAUGUAAAGAUAAAAAUUUCUUAUAACGGAUUUUAUCGAAUAUACGCGUGGCAAUGAUUUCGUUCGUCUUUUCGCAAUAGACUCGAGUAGAAUAUGCGUUUAAAGUGAAAAGAUUUCUCUCUAUAUCAAAGAAACAUAGCAUGAUAAUGUUACAUUCAUUAAUUAAAAGUUGCUGUUUGCAGCGCAAACCGAACGCUUUACUAGCGACUCACUGUGAGAUUCAAAGCAAGAUGAGCGUUUAUUAACGCCGAAACCAUCAAAUUGACUUCCGACCUGCUAGAAAAUUCACUAUUAUUAUUUCACAUUACAUUAUGAAGCACAAGGAUAUAAUCAUAACCGUCACGAAUCUUCUAGAAGGUCGGAGUAGCAAAAGCGAGCGCUGCACAGAUCCGCCCGCCACAUUCAAUAGAAGUUUUUUGUGAGACACGAACGCGAAUUCUUUCCGAAUAUACCAACACUCGGUUUUGAGCUGAAAGUUCUUCGCUCUGAUUAACUUUUUCAAUCGUAACUCGUUACAUCGUCAUUGCUAUCACAAAUUACACGCAUCGAGAUAGAUCAUAAGUCGCAGGAUGGUCUAAUAUAUAAUUGGGCCGCGGUGCUAGAUCGCAAACGGCCGUGCACAUUGUACAUUAAUUGGUAAGCUCAAAUACACGAAGAUAGAAAAUAAGUCUGUCUUUCUUCAUCCAAUUCUCUUCCCCGUAAUCUCCUUGCAGUCCAUA
Molecule: messenger RNA, 3727 nt
Organism: Mycetomoellerius zeteki
Lineage: Eukaryota; Metazoa; Arthropoda; Insecta; Hymenoptera; Formicidae
Product: sodium-independent sulfate anion transporter
Exons: 11
Coding region: 854-2770 (638 amino acids)
Biological process (GO): transmembrane transport
Cellular component (GO): membrane
Source: RefSeq, a predicted model, not a curated record